Messenger RNA from Durusdinium trenchii, 3942 nucleotides. Lineage: Eukaryota; Dinophyceae; Suessiales; Symbiodiniaceae. The record is from the annotation of a GenBank genome assembly.
AUGGCCUUGGCGCUUCCCAGCGUUCCAAGCGUGAAGGUCGCUCAUGCUGAAGGCAGCCUGGGCAGCCAGAAGCUGACCCGUGCGCUUCCGGCCCAGCAGGGGAAUUCCUGUGGCCGGUUGGGCCAUUUCAGCUUGGCCCUCACUGUCGCCGCCUCGCUCGGCCGCGCUGGCCAACGCCGGGCGGUGCGACGGCAUGCGCUGCGCACCGGCGAUGUAGGGGACGGUGGCGCCGAGGCCUUCUUUCCGGACGGCUCGACCCAGAACUCCGCGCAGAGCGACGUGGAGCAGCCCACCGAGCCACCGAUGCGCAUCGGUCACGGCUACGACAUCCACAAGAUGUUGCCCAGAGAUGAUCCAGAGGCCUGGGGCAAGAUCACGCCACAGCCUGCGGUCAUCGGGGGUGUCACCUUUGAGGAUUUCCCCCUGGGUGUGGUGGCCCACUCCGACGGCGACGUGGUCUACCACUCGACCACUGAUGCUAUCCUAGGCGCGUUGGGCCUCCCGGACAUCGGACAGCUCUUCCCGGACAACGACCCGCGUUGGCGCGGCGCCAACUCCGAGCAGUUCUUCGACGAGGCCGUGCGGCUGAUGAAGCUCCGGGGUUAUCGCAUUGGAAACAUCGAUGUGACCAUCAUCGCCGAGAAGCCUCGCUUAGCCGCCAAGAAGGUGGCGAUGAAGGACAACAUCAUCCGCAUUUGUGACACGAUUCCAGCGAGGGUGAACUUGAAGGCUCGAACGCAUGAGAAGUUAGAUUCCGUGGGUGAGUGCCGGGCCCUGGAGUGCCAUGCCUCUCGGCCGCUCCUGUGCAGCUCUCUUUGUUCCAAAGCUUACGAUAUGGCUCGCUCCAGCUCGCGUGUGCUCGCUUGCGUGCUCUUGGCCCUGGCCUGCUCGACGAUGCUCUGCUUCGUGGGCACCACUCCCACUGCUGCAGGAAGCACUCCGCUGAAGCAGUCUUUGCGCGCACCGGCCGUGCAGAUGGAGGCGCGAGGCGGCGGUGAGGGCGCGCUUGGCGACAUGAGUCCCGACACCUACAUCAUUGGCAUCACCGUGUUGUGUGUUGCAUCCUUGUUUGCCAACAUCAGUGGGGCGCUGGUCCUCGCGCUGGCCAUUUGGGGUAGUGGCCCUUUGUUCCUCGCAAUCUGCCAGGUCCCUACGCAGACCCCUCACCGGAAGUGGCGACCCUUUGGGUGCCUCCGAGUCGGGGAGCGUGGACGGCUUGGCGGUGGAGGCAAGGGUUCCGUGGUGCCACGUUGGGCCGACUACAGCGGGCAAGCGGCGCGCAUGUUCGACAACAUGCGUGCGCCAGCGGCACUCCUGGCGGGCGCCAUUGUGCCCUUGGGCUUCUUUGCUGCUCCACAGAUCCAGAAGAACGACGUCGCCUGGCUGGCGCGGCCACCGUUCCAGCUGCGCGGCGUGCGUCCUGAUAGAGCUUUGCGAGGUUCUAUCCACUCCUUCCUGUCCUACAUAUCCUACAUUCAGAUUUGGGGCCGAGCCAUCCGCAGUGUGCCUUCACCUGUGCGGGUGGAGAAGAAGCAGGUGAGCGGGUGGAUCCGCUUUUUGGGCACGACCAAGUUCGCGGAGGGCGACUGGGUCGGGGUGGAGCUGGAGGAGCCACGUGGCAAAAAUGAUGGCUCAGUGAAGGAUCAACGCUACUUCACCUGUGAGGAGGCGCAUGGGCUCUUUGUGCGGCCUGCCAAUGUGGACGUGAAGAGAAAAGCUCGGAAGACUGCCCAAGCACAACAGGACAUGAAGAACUUGAAGCUUGCAUUGGCAGAAGCAGUUGAAGAGAACGACGAAGAUGCCAUCCUUCGGUUGCUCCCCAAAGCACAGGCACAGGGUGUGCCGAAGGAAGAGCUGGAGUUAGCCGCAAGGCGCCUAGAAGUCCUGAAGUGCUCUGAGAUCAUGGUCGAGCAGCCAGAGCAACCAGAGCCGGAAGAUGUACCUUUGAUCGACCUCCUUGGUGGACCCAAGCGUAUCAAAGACUACCAGCAGGCUUCUCUCAGGGUUGGGCAGCGCGUCUCUGAGAUGCUGCGUGCGGGCGAAGCGGCGGCGGCGCAGCCAGCCAUCUUCCAGGGCAUGGGAAUCGAGAAUAUGCUGAAGCUCGCCACUGGAUUCAAAAAGAGCUUUGAUGAGCUGUGCACCAAGCUGAAACACAAGCUGCACCAACAUGUCUCACAAACUCCAGGAUACGGUGUUGAGUUUUGCUCAGCGGCCAUCAAAUCUGUGGCAUCUGCUGCAAGCAAAGUGAACACUGAAUACCACGGAGAUUGCCGACAAUUGAAGGAUGUGGUACGUGGAACCUUAGUGAUUACCUGUGAACACAUUAGCGACCAGACCAUUGGAGUGGCCUACGACUUGCUCGAAGUCUUGGUGAGUUCUGCAGAUGAGCUGCGUGAUUUCAAGGCACACUUUACCCGUUUCUCCGACCGAUACCAACGGCCUGUGGGACCUUCCAAGUACCGAGACUGGCUCUUCUUGCUAAAGAUCAACGACUUUAUUUGUGAGUUGCAGGUGAACUUUAAGAAAGCCGUGGAAGUGAAGCAAGAUGUGCAGCACGACGUCUAUGAGAAGGAACGCCUUGGUACCCGGAAGCUCUUGGAAGCUACAAUGAUGAAUGACGAGAACAUGGUUCGCAUCCUCCUGUCCACGGACAUUGAUACCAAGCAUUUAGUUGGAGCAAGGGACUGUCAUGGCUUCACUCCCUUGCACUAUGCUGCCCGGCACGGUUCCCGAAGGAUGAUCGAACUCCUUUUGACAGCUUUCGCGGAUGUGGCUGCCAUGGACUGCGAGGGCAACCCACCGUUGUACCAUGCAGUUAUGAUGGAGCAUGCAGAUGCGAGUUCACUAUUGCUGGAGCAGAUGAUGAAGCUGCAAAAGAACUGGAAAGUGCCUGGAUUGCAGAAUUCUCUUCAAGCCAUUUGGGGAGCCGUUUUUCAUUCAACUGUGGAAGAGAUGAGGCAGCUAGCGGGAAAUGUAGCUCUCCUUGCCCAGAAGUCAUACUCAUCAGCAAUAUCUCACCUUCAUGGGAUAGUGCAUUCGGGAGACACGCUGGCGAUGCGCGCCGCUAUCAAAACAAUGCCUUACUCCUGGCAAGCAGUGGGUUGGCUACACCCCUUGUUCGACAAGCAGACUGCCAUCAACUGCGGAUUGGCUGAUCGGGCAAUUUUGAGUGGCUGCGUGGAUAUGGCACAGAUGGUGAAAGAUCAUGGAGCAGAAAAAGGAUUUCCUGUAUCAUCACAAAUGCAAAGCUCUGAUCUGCCUCUUGUAGGGCAUGAUGAGAUCGAGGAACUCCACAGGCUGGUCGCACGUGGCGACAUCGGUCAAUUUCGUGCUGCCCACAUGCUUCAGCACCGAGAUCCACAAGAGCUGGCCAAUCUUCUCAUGACAGCCUGUCAGUUUCGGCAACUGGAAAUGGCAUACACCAUUUGGAGAACGAAUGAAGAGAUUGGCCAAGUCCUUGAUGGCAACAACAGGAAGGCCUUGGCAGAAUUGGGGGGAGACGCAGCAGCCCUAGGGCAUGUGGAUUUUGUCCGCUUGGUCAUCGAAGCUCACGUGCCACUGAACCACAUAUCCGAGCUGACAGGGAGGUCCAUGGUUGAAAGAGCGGCUUUAACAGGUCAGCUAGAGAUCAUCAGUGCAUUGGCGGAUGCCAAUGCCUCAGUUGGGUGUGACGCUCUUUCCUUUGCACUCUUCUAUGGGGAGGCCAAGGCAGCAGAGCUCCUGAUCGAAAAGGGUGCAGACCCUCAUCAAGAGUUCGGGCCAACGGGACUCCAUGGUCCCCUGACUCAAGCUAUAGGCAGCAAUCGGCCAGAAAUGCUGCAGUUGCUCGCAGAACGAGGUGUAGACGUCGCCAGUGAAGAGUCACUUCAAAUGGCUGCAGCGCUUCAAGCCCAGGAAUCACUGGCCUUCCUACAGCAGAAACUUGCCGAAAGGAACUCCUAG